GUGGAUUUAAGGAAAGAAUACAAAAAUGGUAUUCCAUCAAGCAAUUGAAACAAAAUGGAAAAUUGCUACCCUACAAAUAUUUCCAAAUUAAACCUCAUUUUCAUGUAUAGUUAAGAUGCAAUUAAUUGCAAGAGCAAUAAAAGCUUGUCAAGAAAGGCUUCGUAUACCAGUUGUACAACAAUUACACAAAUACACGGAUAAUGCAUUGAUAGUAGAAUCUCAAAAGGGUAUGGAAAACACAAGGGUGGCUGAAGUUUUAAUGACAAAAGAAGAUGGGAAAGUUGGAUCUUGGCUAUGGUGCAAGACCGAUGACACAGUCUAUGAUGCUGUGAAACAUAUGGCUCGAAACAAUAUUGGAUCUUUAGUCGUUUUAAAACCCGGAGAUGAACAAAUGAUUGCAGGAAUCGUCACUGAAAGAGAUUACCUGCAGAAGGUAAUUGUCAAGGAUAGAUCUUCUAAAUACACGAGAGUUGGCGAAAUCAUGACAGAACAGAACAAGCUCGUAACUGUGACAUCUGAUACAAACAUUUAUCAAGCAAUGCGGCUAAUGUCAGAAAACCAAAUACGUCAUGUCCCGGUCAUAGACGAAAGGAUAGUCGGGAUGAUUUCAAUUGUUGAUGUUGUACGAGCAGUGGUGGAUCAACAAAGCAAUGAAGUGAAUAAACUGAACAAAUUCAUCAAAGGCGACUACUACUAGCUAGCAUUUGUCAUAACAAGUGUUUGUUUCUCUAUUUUCGGUCAACCCGUGUAUCAUCUUCAAAUUUUCAC
Molecule: messenger RNA, 768 nt
Organism: Lactuca virosa
Lineage: Eukaryota; Viridiplantae; Streptophyta; Magnoliopsida; Asterales; Asteraceae
Source: the annotation of a GenBank genome assembly